AUGUCGUCUCCGAUUUCUGCCUCAGGCAAACGCAAGCGCAGCGCGUCCCAGACCUUGUCCGUGCAAGUCCCCAAGCCGGAUUUCCUGCAGCCCUCGUCACGCGAUGCCUCCGGUGAAGACGGCGGUGAUGAGUCCACCGGUUCCGCAAUUCCAUCGCCCGGCAGGCAACAGCAACCGAAAACGUCCGCACCUGCCGCGACCGGUGGUGCUGUGCCCGCAGCCAAGCGGGCCCGCACAUCGUCCGUCUCCAAUGGCGCGACUGACGCGAAAUCGAGCCAAGAUCCUGGCGAGCCGUCCGAGACGACGACCCCGAGCAGCGACAUUGAGAAUGAUGAAAGGACACCAGAGUCGAAGAGGGAGGCAUUGAAGCCACCGGAGAAGGCUGGAUUGAUGGAUCCGGUUGGAUAUUCGACAAACCCGCCCCCGGUUGGACGGCCGGUCCGGGUGUAUGCAGACGGUGUUUUUGAUUUGUUUCACAUGGGUCACAUGCGACAACUUGAACAGGCCAAAAAAGCAUUCCCGGACGUUUAUCUCCUCGUCGGGGUUACGGGUGAUAGGGAGACACAUGAUCGGAAGGGGUUGACGGUUUUGAGCGGUGCGGAACGGGCGGAAACCAUUCGUCACUGUAAAUGGGUGGAUGAAGUGGUCCCCAACUGUCCAUGGGUCGUGACCCCGGAAUUCAUCGAUGAACAUCAGAUUGAUUAUGUGGCACAUGACGAUAUUCCGUACGGUGCAGCUGAGGGUGAUGACAUUUAUGCUCCGAUCAAGGCGCAAGGGAAGUUCUUGGUUACUCAGAGGACGGAGGGUGUUAGCACGACAGGCAUUAUUACUAGAAUUGUCCGUGACUACGAUCAGUACAUCUCUCGCCAAUUCAAGCGCGGUGCCUCGAGACAAGAGUUGAACGUGUCGUGGCUCAAGAAGAACGAAUUGGAAGUCAAGCGCCAUGUGUCUGAAAUCCGCGACAACAUCCGAUACAACUGGGCCUCGACAGGUCAGGAACUCAGUCGUGAAUUGCGUCAAUUUUGGCAGAACAGUCGGCCCGGUAGUCCGGCUCCUAGUGCGAGAAACAGCCUCGACCUGGGUUCGCGCGGUGUCACCAGCCCAACGGGAAAUGGCCCUAAGACUCAUCUGUCGCGAGUGGAAUCGAUCAGUCGUCCAGAGAGCCCAAUGGGUAACGGACGUAACGAAGAUUUCGCAACGGGCUAUAGUCUGGGAUUGGUAGGGGGUGUUAGAGCGUGGAUGAUGCGCACUCGUCGCUCGCUGAUGGAACAGCCUAGUCGACCUCAGUCACCAACGAGCGAGGAAGAGCACGAGUCUGAUCAUGAUGCUCGCCGCCGACAAUCAGAAACUCAUGCAAACACGCAUGCCAACACAACGCAAGUCAGCUCAUAA
Aspergillus chevalieri is the source of this 1392-nucleotide messenger RNA. RefSeq names its product choline-phosphate cytidylyltransferase. The record is from RefSeq and is a predicted model, not a curated record. NCBI's taxonomy places the organism in Eukaryota, Fungi, Ascomycota, Eurotiomycetes, Eurotiales, Aspergillaceae. Gene Ontology annotation, biological process: CDP-choline pathway. Gene Ontology annotation, molecular function: choline-phosphate cytidylyltransferase activity; phosphatidylcholine binding. The transcript has 4 exons. Bases 1 to 1392 code for a protein of 463 amino acids. Gene Ontology annotation, cellular component: nuclear envelope.